Molecule: messenger RNA, 4989 nt
Organism: Myotis davidii
Lineage: Eukaryota; Metazoa; Chordata; Mammalia; Chiroptera; Vespertilionidae
Gene: ADGRB2
Product: adhesion G protein-coupled receptor B2
Biological process (GO): G protein-coupled receptor signaling pathway; cell surface receptor signaling pathway; negative regulation of angiogenesis
Cellular component (GO): plasma membrane
Molecular function (GO): G protein-coupled receptor activity
Source: RefSeq, a predicted model, not a curated record
CUGUCUCUCUCCACAGGGCAAGGGACAUAGGAUGACCCCAGCCUGUCCCCUCUUACUAUCUGUGAUUCUGUCCCUGCGCCUGGCCGCCGCCUUCGAUCCCGACCCCAGCGCCUGCUCCGCCCUGGCCUCCGGCGUGCUCUACGGGGCCUUCUCACUGCAGGACCUCUUUCCGACCAUCGCCUCGGGCUGCUCCUGGACGCUGGAGAACCCCGACCCCACCAAGUACUCCCUGUACCUGCGCUUCAACCGCCAGGAGGAGGUGUGCACCCACUUUGCACCCCGCCUGCUGCCCCUGGACCACUACCUGGUCAACUUCACCUGCCUGCGGCCUCGCUCUGAGGAGGAGGCGGUGGCCCAGGCGGAGGCGGAGGUGGGGCGGCCGGAGGAGGCGGAAGCAGCCGGGUUGGAGCUGUGCGGCGGCUCAGGCCCCUUCACCUUCCUGCACUUCGACAAGAACUUCGUGCAGCUUUGCCUGUCGGCCGAGCCCUCGGAGGCCCGGCGCCUGCUGGCACCUACAGCCCUGGCCUUCCGUUUUGUCGAGGUCUUGCUCAUCAACAACAACAACUCCAGCCAGUUCACCUGCGGGGUGCUGUGCCGCUGGAGUGAGGAGUGUGGCCGUGCCGCCGGCCGGGCCUGUGGCUUUGCCCAGCCGGGCUGCAGCUGCCCUGGUGAGGCUGGGGCCAGCCCUGCCACCACCACACCUCCAGGUCCCCCUGCUGCCCACACCCUGUCCAAUGCCCUGGUGCCCGGGGGCCCACCCCCAUCUGCUGAGACCGAUUUGCACUCGGGGAGCAGCAAUGACCUGUUCACCACCGAGAUGAGAUAUGGUGAGGAGCCGGAAGAGGAACCAAAGGUGAAAACCCAGUGGCCGAGGUCUGCAGAUGAGCCUGGGGUAUACCUGGCACAGACAGGUGACCCAGCGGCGGAGGAGUGGUCCCCGUGGAGCGUGUGUUCCCUGACGUGUGGGCAGGGUCUGCAGGUGCGGACCCGCUCCUGUGUGUCCUCCCCCUAUGGGACCCUGUGCAGCGGGCCUCUGCGGGAGACCCGGCCCUGCAACAAUUCAGCCACGUGCCCAGUGCACGGCGUGUGGGAGGAGUGGGGGUCCUGGAGCCUGUGCUCCCGCAGCUGCGGGCGGGGGUCCCGGAGCCGGAAGCUCUGCAGCAUGGCUGCCUGCCCGGUGGAAGGUCAGUGGCUAGAAUGGGGUCCCUGGAGCCCGUGCUCCACGUCCUGUGCCAACGGGACCCAGCAGCGCAGCCGGAAGUGCAGUGUGGCGGGUCCAGCCUGGGCCACGUGUCCGGGGGCCCUCACUGACACCCGCGAGUGCGGCAACCUUGAGUGUCCCGCCACAGAUGGCAAGUGGGGGCCAUGGAACUCGUGGAGCCUGUGCUCCAAGACGUGUGACACGGGCUGGCAGCGUCGCUUCCGCAUGUGCCAGGCCACGGGCGCGCAGGGCUAUCCCUGCGAGGGCACCGGAGAGGAGGUGAAGCCCUGCAGUGAGAAGAGGUGCCCAGCUUUCCACGAGAUGUGCAGGGAUGAGUAUGUGAUGCUGAUGACGUGGAAGAAGGCGGCUGCUGGCGAGAUCAUCUACAACAAGUGUCCCCCCAAUGCCUCAGGGUCUGCCAGCCGCCGCUGUCUCCUCAGUGCCCAGGGCGUGGCAUACUGGGGGCUGCCCAGCUUUGCCCGCUGCAUCUCCCACGAGUACCGCUACCUGUAUCUGUCGCUGCGGGAGCACCUGGCCAAGGGGCAGCGCAUGCUGGCGGGGGAGGGCAUGUCGCAGGUGGUGCGCAGCCUGCAGGAGCUGCUGGCCCGGCGCACCUACUACAGCGGAGACCUGCUCUUCUCCGUGGACAUUCUGAGGAACGUCACCGACACCUUCAAGAGGGCCACCUACGUGCCCUCAGCUGAUGACGUGCAGCGCUUCUUCCAGGUGGUGAGCUUCAUGGUGGACGCGGAAAACAAGGACAAGUGGGAUGAUGCUCAGCAGGUGUCCCCCGGCUCUGUGCACCUGCUCCGGGUGGUGGAGGACUUCAUUCACCUGGUGGGCGAUGCGCUCAAGGCCUUUCAGAGCUCCUUGAUUGUCACGGACAACUUGGUGAUCAGCAUUCAGCGAGAGCCCGUCUCGGCCGUGUCCAGCGACAUCACCUUCCCCAUGCGGGGCCGCAGGGGCAUGAAGGACUGGGUGCGGCACUCGGAGGACCGCCUCUUCCUGCCCAAGGAGGUGCUCAGCCUCUCCUCCCCAGGGAAGCCAGCUGCCUCUGCAGCUUCCAGCAGCCCUGCCAGGGGGAGGGGCCCAGGAACAGUGCCCCCUGGUCCAGGCUACUCCCAUCAGCGGCUCCUCCCGGCAGACCCCGAGGAUUCUGCCUCCUACUUUGUGAUUGGUGCUGUGCUCUACCGCACCCUGGGCCUCAUCCUGCCGCCCCCCAGGCCCCCACUGGCCGUCACAUCCCGGGUGAUGACAGUGACUGUACGGCCCCCCACACAGCCACCAGCUGAGCCCCUCAUCACAGUGGAGCUCUCCUACAUCAUUAAUGGCACCACAGAUCCCCACUGUGCCAGCUGGGAUUACUCCAGAGCAGAUGCCAGCUCAGGGGACUGGGACACCGAGAGCUGCCAGACCCUGGAGACCCAGGCAGCCCACACCCGCUGCCAGUGCCAGCACCUGUCCACCUUUGCCGUGCUGGCCCAGCCGCCCAAGGACCUGACCCUGGAGCUGGCGGGCUCCCCCUCGGUCCCCCUGGUGAUUGGCUGUGCUGUGUCCUGCAUGGCGCUGCUCACCCUGCUUGCCAUCUACGCUGCCUUCUGGAGGUUUAUAAAAUCUGAACGCUCCAUCAUCUUGCUCAAUUUCUGCCUGUCCAUCCUGGCGUCUAACAUCCUGAUCCUAGUGGGCCAGUCGCGGGUGCUGAGCAAGGGUGUGUGCACCAUGACAGCCGCCUUCCUGCACUUCUUCUUCCUCUCCUCCUUUUGCUGGGUGCUCACUGAGGCUUGGCAGUCCUACUUGGCCGUCAUUGGACGGAUGCGCACCCGCCUUGUUCGCAAGCGCUUUCUCUGCCUGGGCUGGGGUCUGCCUGCCCUGGUGGUGGCCGUGUCUGUCGGCUUUACCCGCACCAAAGGAUACGGUACAUCCAGCUACUGCUGGCUCUCCCUCGAGGGUGGCCUGCUCUAUGCCUUUGUGGGCCCUGCAGCCGUCAUUGUCCUGGUGAACAUGCUCAUCGGAAUCAUCGUCUUCAACAAGCUCAUGGCUCGAGAUGGCAUCUCAGACAAGUCCAAGAAGCAGAGGGCCGGGUUGGAGCGGUGCCCCUGGGCCAGCCUGCUCCUCCCCUGCUCAGCGUGUGGAGCGGUCCCCAGCCCCCUGCUCAGCUCAGCCUCGGCCAGGAACGCCAUGGCCUCGCUCUGGAGCUCCUGCGUGGUGCUGCCCCUGCUGGCGCUCACCUGGAUGUCCGCCGUCCUGGCCAUGACAGACCGCCGCUCCGUGCUCUUCCAGGCCCUCUUCGCUGUCUUCAACUCUGCGCAGGGCUUCGUCAUCACGGCCGUGCACUGCUUCCUGCGCCGAGAGGUCCAGGACGUGGUGAAGUGCCAGAUGGGCGUGUGCCGGGCCGAUGAGAGCGAGGACUCCCCUGACUCGUGUAAGAACGGGCAGCUGCAGAUCCUGUCAGACUUUGAAAAGGAUGUGGAUCUGGCUUGUCAGACAGUUCUGUUCAAGGAGGUGAACACUUGCAACCCGUCCACCAUCACGGGCACCCUGUCCCGCCUGUCCCUGGACGAGGACGAGGAGCCCAAGUCCUGCCUUGUGGGUCCGGAGGGUGGCCUCAGCUUCUCCACACUGCCCGGGAACAUCCUGAUGCCCAUGGCAGCCUCGCCAGGGCUGGGGGAGCCGCCGCCCCCGCAGGAGCCCAACCCCGUGUACAUGUGUGGGGAGGGCAGCCUGCGGCAGCUGGACCUCACGUGGCUCCGGCCGGGCGAGCCGGGCUCCGAGGGGGACUACAUGGUGCUGCCCCGAAGGACUCUGAGCCUGCAGCCUGGCGGUGGGGGUGGAGGUGGGGACGAUCCCCCAAGGACCCGGCCCGAGGGCACCCCCCGACGCUCUGCCAAGGCGUUGGCCCACACCGAAGGCUACCCCAGCUUCUUAUCCGUGGACCACUCGGGCCUGGGGCUGGGCCCUGCCUACGGGUCUCUCCAGAACCCCUAUGGGAUGACCUUCCAGCCGCCACCACCGACGCCCAGUGUCCGCCAAGUGCCCGAGCCGGGAGAGCGCAGCCGGACCAUGCCCCGCACUGUGCCAGGCUCCACCAUGAAGCUGGGCUCCCUGGAGAGGAAGAAGCUGCGGUAUUCAGACCUGGACUUUGAGGUGAUGCACACCCGGAAACGGCACUCGGAACUCUACCACGAGCUUAACCAGAAGUUCCACACCUUCGACCGCUACCGCAGCCAGUCCACGGCCAAGAGGGAGAAGCGCUGGAGUGUGUCCUCGGGUGGGGCGACCGAACGGACUCUGUCCAGCGAGAAGCCCAGUCCGGGGGAGCGUCCUAGCGUGUCCCAACAUCGGCGACAUCAGAGUUGGAGCACCUUCAAGUCUAUGACACUGGGCUCACUGCCCCCCAAGCCCCGAGAGCGGCUGGCCCUGCACCGGGCAGCGGCCUGGGAGCCCACAGAACCACCAGAUGGCGACUUCCAGACAGAGGUGUGAGUGCCACGCCAGACUGCCCUCUGCGGAUAAAAAUACAUAUAUCUCUCUAUUUUCACACUCCACUUUGGAACUACCCGGGAGCCAGCGCCCCCUCCCCUCUCCCGAGGGCUGGGCAGGACGUGCGGUGGACUCAGCUGGUCUGGGGGAGCCAGACUCGGUGUCGCCUAGUGGGGCCAGGGCCCUUCCCUGUUUCUUAGGGGCCCCUCAGGCACUGGAGCCCCAUCUUGGCCCCAGCCUGUCUGUCUCUGUCCUGGGCUGGGGAGGGGGGAGGGGAACUUUGUUGGGAAUAAACUUCACUCUGUGGA